Linum trigynum is the source of this 6379-nucleotide messenger RNA. The record is from the annotation of a GenBank genome assembly. NCBI's taxonomy places the organism in Eukaryota, Viridiplantae, Streptophyta, Magnoliopsida, Malpighiales, Linaceae.
CACGGCCGUGCAAGUGACCAGUUUGGCCGUGUGGGAUUGUGAGAGAGCAAACACGGGCAGAGCAGAAAAUCCACAUGGCCGUGCAAGGUGAGUUGCACGGCCGUGCAAGGUGAGCUACACGGCCGUGGGACCCUGGCCGUGCAAGAAGCCUGGAAUUCAACUAAUUGAUGCGCUGCGUUUUCACUCGCACGGGCAACUGGGUGAGCCACAGGGCCGUGCGGCCUGCCCGUGCGAGUCGGGAUUUUCUGCUUUUAAGCAGAUUUUCAGCCACAAGUCGGGGGGAUUCGAGUUUUAGAGAGACAGAGCGAUUCCUAGAGAGAGAAAGCGACGAACAAGAGUCUCCAAGUGCCCUAGCUUGAUCUUCAACACCAUUGGAGGCCAGUUUGAGCUUGGAGAAGUGCUGAUCAACGUCCAGGAGCAGGAAUCCAUCCUUCACAGUAUGAAUUCCGCGUCUGAUUCUGCUUUUGCUUCUUUCUCCAUGGAGUAGUUCUCCCAUUCAUCUGGGUAUGGAGAACCCUAGAUUUGUAUGUUAGGCUUUGAUUGUAUGAACCCAAGUACUGAUUCUAUGAGUUGAUUAUAUUCGAUUGAGGUUUGAAUGAUUGAAUGGCAUGAAUCCUGAUCAAAUUCCUGUUGUUUCUGCUUUAACCUAGAAUGAGAAUAUCUGCCUAGGUUGAUAGAGCAUCCUUGAUUGAAGGUGGGGAGUUGGUGACUUUAGUCGAGGAGCCAACUCACUAUUCUGUACCGGAUUUACUCCGGUAGUGGAGGUUUUGUUUGUUAAGGCCUCAAUCUGUUUACUCCGGUGGAGGUUCGUCGCCCGCUAGAGACUCAGAUUGAGAGGAUCUGAAGACCUUUAGUCGAGACUUCAGGCAGUUAAGAACCUUCCGCAGUAUAACUAUCAUAGAAACUGAACUUGGUAAUUACAAUCCGGCUUAACUGCAGUCUAGGGGGAACCAUAUCCGGGUGACCUCUUUUAACCUGAAUACAACAUUUUACUUGCUUUGUUAGUUUGUUAGUUUAGACUUGCAUUCCAUUUUCAUUGCUAGAUAACAAGAAUUCACUGAGUAGUCAUCAAAUCUAGGACCCGGGUUGAUAACUAAACCCAAACACGCUAUACUACGCUUUAGGAAGUGGUUACACUUGGCCAAUUCCUAGAGUGACACUAGAAGUGAGUCACUAAGCCAGUGGUUUGCCCCGGCUACGUGCGCAGCAAUUAAAGCUAUUCCCCUGCCCAGGCAAAGCGUGGAGGAUCGCCUCAUUUGGCAUUACUCUCCUGAUGGGGUUUUUACCGUAAAAUCUGCCUAUCACCUUGCGGUUAAUCUUGAUCAGAAACGAGGUCGCUGGCGGUCUGUGGUGAAUUGAAUGGAUAAGUCCAGUUGGAUUCGACUUUGGGAGGCAAACGUUCCGCCUAAGCUCAAAGUCUUCAUCUGGCAGGUUUUCCAUCGCAUCCUCCCUACUACAGAGGCCUUGCGGGAAAAGGAGGUUCCGGUGCUUCCUCGUUGCCCGGUUUGCUGGGCAGAGUCAGAAACGAUGGAACAUUUAUUUCUAGACUGUCCAGUGGCGAGAGCUUUGUGGGAGUAUUCGGGGAUUGGAUUUUCUGGAUGAAGGGUUGCCGAGGCAUACUUUCCCACUGUUUCUCAAAAAAUUACUCUCUCGGGUGAGUGAACCUUCUAUGCUCAUGGAAGUGGUAGCCAUCCUAUGGAGGAUCUGGCGGUCCAGAAAUUGGGUUGUUUUCGAAGGGAAGCAGUUUGGGGUCCCUGUGCUCCUGCGUCAAUUCCAUCAGCAAGUCGAGGAGUGGGUCCGUUUGCCAGUUGAGCCGGUUUCCCGGUCCUUGCUUCCCCUACCCCGGAUGUCCAAGUCUGCUCAGGCGGACGCAGUGGUGUGUCAGUGGGAUGGGGCUACUAGUCAUGGGACGCAUUCGGCUGGCGGAUUUGUAAUUUUCAAUUCGGCUAGGGAGGUCCUCUUUGUGCAAGGAAUCCAGUUCCCAGGUGUGCAGGACCCUACUGUGGUGGAGUUACUAGCCCUGAGAGAGGCGCUUUUAGGAUGCUUAGGUCACGGGGUCGAGGAUGUGAGGUUUGAAGGAGACGCAAAGACUGUCAUUGACAAAAUCAACCAGGCGGACUCCAGGGAUAGCCGGAUGGGUGCUGUGCUUGAAGAAGUUAUUCAUUAUUUUGCAGCUCAUCCUGGGUUUUCGAUUAGAUUUGUAGGUCGGAGGAACAAUAGGGCAGCCCAUCUAGUGGCUCGAAAGGCCCUCACAUUGUAUCCGGCUACGAGUCGUUUCUUUGAUUUUCAGGCCUGGCUUAAUUCCAGAAUGUAACUCUUAUCUCUUAUCAAUCUACUUGAUUAUCUUUUGUCCAAAAAAAAAAAUUGUAGGCGAAACAAGGUCAUCAAGUUCUAGUGGAUCACGAACAAUUAAGGUUCUUCAAUUCCGGUAGGCAUGUAUAUAUAGGCUUAUACAUGGAUUCUUGAGGCCUUGAACAAGGUUGAAUGCUUAAACAAGUUAUCCCUCGCUUUGCAUAUCAACGGCCGAUAUUAACAGCCUCUUACGCCAACAUCUGUCAGGGAAACGGUAGGGAAGAGAUCAGAUUGAAGGCGUGAUUAAAUCACUCUCCUUAGAGUGUUAUUUGCCCCCAAUACAAAUUGCUGGUAGGCUCGAGCAAACCACCCCCAGGAGUCCCUUCAAUUUUAAGUCUGGAAGCAUGACACGCCAAAACACAACACCAAACUGCGACCAAGUGUAAUCGCAGUCCGGGAAUGCAGUAAAGUGGCAAGUUCUAUUAUCAACCCGGGGUCUAGAUCUACUGCUUACUCUGUGAUUAUCUAUUAUCUAACCAAGUUAAGUGAUUGUGGUUUAAGCAAAAGCAGGAAAAAAAGCAGGAAUUGGUUUGGUUUUCUCAAGCAAAGAAGAGUCACUCGGGAAUGAGUCCCCCUAGCUCCUUAGUUAGGUCUCAAUUGUAAUUACCCUGGGUUGAUUUACUGUUGAUUAGACUACGGAAGAUCCGACAGUAGCUUGGAAUCUCUUAAGCUUACCAAGCCCUCUCAGUCUAACUACCCGGCAGACGACUAGUCUUCACCGGGAUAGAAAGCUGAAGCAAUAAGCACAGAACUCCACUACUGGAAUUGGAUUCCAGUACAAAGCAGUAAACUGGCUAACUCUCGUAUAGCCAAUCUCCUACUACCGAAUGAUGAGGCUCUAACAACCUAAUCAGAUUCUAUCUAUCUCAGGUUGCAGCAGAAAUCAAGAAAAGCUGAUCAGACUUCAAUCAAUUCAAUAAACAUGCAUCAUUCGAUUAAAACCAAACAGUAUAAUCAUCCCAAAUCAUUACAAUCAAAUUCCUAACACAUGGAACUAGGGUUCUUCACACCCAAGUGAGAGAAGGGUUCUACUCCAUAGAGAGAGAGAGAGGAAAACAGAAUACAAAGCAGUCAUACUCAUAACAAUGGGAAGAAUCUGCUCUGGGAUAAUGAUUUCCACUCCUAUGACGAUCUCCAAGCUCGAUUUGAUGAAACCCAGCUCCAAGAUGGCUUUUAGGAUGUGUUCUUCGUACUUUCUCUCUCUAGGGCUCUGUUUUUGCUCUGAAAAUCCGAUUCUCUCACUUGUGGCCCGAAAUUGGGUAAAAACCAGAAAUUCCCGACUCACACGGGCAGGCCACACGGUCGUGUGGCAUACCCAGAUGCCCGUGUGAGGUCAAAACGCCGCGUUCCGAUUAUGUGGGUUUCAGGCUUCCUACACGGCCAGGGGCACACGGCCGUGUAGCUCACCCAGCCUGGCCGUGUGAAGCCUCGCAGAAUUCCACACGGCCAAAUCACUCCUUCACAGGGCCGUGUGGUUUGUAUUUGUGCCCGUGUGAAGGCUCGCACAAUCCCACACGGCCACAUUGGUCACUUGCACGGCCGUGUGGGUUUUGUGUGUGCCCGUGUGGCUUCCUUUGCGACUUGCCUCGCAUCCCAUCUUCGUCCAAUCGACCCCGAACUCGCUCCUAAACCUUCAUUCACUUACUAGGACCUGAAAUAUCACAAACAAGCACAACCUAGCGUGAAAUCGGCCUAAAACACGAGAAUCAACACCUCAAACGGCUCCAGAAUAGGGGUAAAAACAUGUGCAAUUAACGGCUUAUCAAAGCAGCAAUCUUGCAGACUUCUGUGUUUGUGAAAUAGAGAAGGAAAACCGGAAGAAGAUGUAAUCUCACGUUCUCAAAAGAGUCAUGACAAUCAUCUAUUUAUAGUUGUGAAAACUGGAAGUUACCUUCCGAAGAGUCACAUCCUUUCACAAAACAAGGUAGUUACCUCUCACGAAAGGACACAUCCUUUCACAGAAAAGAGGGAGUUACCUUUCUUGAAGAACACUUCUUUUCACAAUAUUCAAACAUUAAUUAAUUAAUAUAACUGCCAAAAUACUCCAUCUUUAUACUUUACUUCUCCCAUCAAUGUCAUAUUACAACUCUAUCGACUAACUCUAACAACAUCAACUAUAUAUUUAUCAUCCACCAAGGAAUGCACUCCAAGAGAAACCCUCUUGAGGAUUAAUGUUCGACAAAAUACUGAAGAAUCUCAAAGAACGUUAGAGGAUGCCAGACAGUAGUUGAACGAUUCAUUCCUCUCUUACAACCAUUAAGUAACCAAGUAUCAUCAAUUGCUUGGGUGAAAAUUGGUACGAAGAUUUAGGUUUUUCUUCCUCUUGACUCUUGAGUAUGGUAUCCUAAUCAUAAUAAUAAUAUUAUUAUUAUUAUUAUUAUAUAAAGCUGAAAUUUAGUUAGUGUUGCCUAAGAAUAUACUAUUUUGAUACUUCAAAUUUUAUUAAAUUUCAACUUAGUCAUUAUAAUGUACAUUUUAUAUUUUGAUACCUCAAAUUUAAUUUUAGUGUAAAAUCAUUGAACAAUCAUGUUUUGGUUUCUAAAUUUUACGAGAUUUUCGUAACUACACCAUAACAUAAAAGUAUAAAUUUAGUUUGUAUCAUACAAGAUGUUGUAUCACUCAACUGUAGGAGAAGAUUCAACCAUUUUACAUUUGCUCAUUAUGUGAAACAUUGCAAAAGAUAAAAGAGAGACGAUUCUAAAAUAUUGCAAGAGCGAAUUUAAAAGCUCAUUUAGUACAUUUACCGGGUACUAAACAAACUUCUACUAAUUACAUGUAACAAUAUAUGCGACAUCUACAUAAGCAAGUGUAAAUAAAUUGCUACGGUGAAAAGGGUUGAUUGUUGUAUUGACGGCCAACUAAAAGAAUUGGUCAAAAUCUUUCCACCAUCUACUUCCUCUUUUUUUUUUUUUUAUGAAUGCGAUGAACUUUAUUAAACCAAAAAUAAAGACAAAGGGAACAGCAGCCAGAGCAGCGCCCCACAAGUGGUGGAGCGAGCCGGGUCCAAGAAGAACAACAGGGGACAAAGGAAGCCAAAAAAAAAAAAAGCAAACGAGAAGAUGAAAACAGUAGCUAACAAGCCUCAAUCAAGGCCAAACAAACCGGGAAGAGACAGGUCGACCCUUUCUUUAUUUCUUUCUUUGCCUUCUUUGUCUAACCCUCAUUAGUAUACUAUUUUUAUGUAUUCUAAUCACAAGUAUGAACGGGUCCAUACACGACUGACCAACAGUCUGGAGAAUUAUUAAUUGAAGCAUGAACCACAAACUUCUUCAGCUCAAUGUUGAAUCCAAUUAAAAACAAGUAUAUAUGGUUAUUACUUAUUAGAAAGUCGUCAUUUUGCACUACGGGAUUUGAAGGCGUGAAAUUUUAAGCAAGUUCCAGUUUGUAUACCUCUUGCUUCUCUCUAGAGUUUUUCUUUUUCAUUCGGGCUAGAAUGUUCAACAAUUAUACAUGGAAUUUUCAACAAUUAUACAUAUCAAAUUAAUAGUAAAAAAUUAGCAUAUUAAAUACAUCACCAUAAAAGGAAUUAAGCCUCAACUAUGCAAAUUAAAGUUGGGUACAUAAACUUAAUAGAUCUUUAGAUUUAUAGCCUCAUUUUUUUCGGCAUAUAAGUCCUCAAAAUAUUGAUGGAACAAUAUAUUUUAGUACCUAAAAUUUUUGUGUAUUACAUUUUAGUACUUGAACUUUUGAAGUUCUACAAAUAGGUCUAAUUUUUGUAUGUACGUGUAAUUAAAACACCCUCGAAUAAAUGGAUAUAUAUACCCAACUCAUACAUAUUUUAAUUAUGAAAUUGAAUAUCCAUACCCUACCCAAAACUUAUCUACAAACUUCCAAACCCAUAUAUACGUCACUCAUACCCUACCCAUAAUCAAUGGGUCUACUUAGGUUUAGGUAAAUAUAAUUUAUUAGCCAAAAUUUUCAAAAAUUUUAAAUUGGAUGUUGACCGCUACAUUUCUCUUCUCAGACAAUAAUUAUAUUUUCAAAUCAAUAUUUCUAACAAAAUUGCUAACAAAAAAUUAAAUUUAGG